This is a messenger RNA of Tachysurus vachellii, 579 nucleotides long. Its product is annotated as cytochrome c oxidase subunit 6A, mitochondrial. Lineage: Eukaryota; Metazoa; Chordata; Actinopteri; Siluriformes; Bagridae. Gene Ontology annotation, cellular component: mitochondrial inner membrane. Bases 167 to 478 code for a protein of 103 amino acids. Gene Ontology annotation, molecular function: enzyme regulator activity. The transcript is spliced from 4 exons. Gene Ontology annotation, biological process: mitochondrial electron transport, cytochrome c to oxygen. The record is from RefSeq and is a predicted model, not a curated record.
CUGCACCAGGGAGGAGUCUGAUAGGCAGGAGCAGGACAGACUGAAGGACAAACACUGAGACACAGAAAAUACACCACGAGUCCAACAACAACCAGCAGAAACCAGCAAAACAGCUCAUCAUCUGAUCACCUGAUCAUCUGAUCAACUGUCAGGACAAACCAAAGGAAUGGCUGCGUCUGCGUCGUCUGCGGUGGCUCGACGCUUCCUCGCCACUGCGUCACACGGAGGCCACGAGGGAGGAGUUAAGACGUGGAGGAUCCUGUCGUUCGUGCUGGCCUUACCGGGCGUGGCCGUGUGCAUGGUGAACGCUUACCUGAAGCAGAAGGCUCAUUCUCACGAACCGCCCGAGUUCGUACCAUAUCCUCACCUGCGUAUUCGCACCAAGCCGUGGCCGUGGGGUGACGGAAACCACUCGCUGUUCCACAACCCUCACGCCAACGCUCUGCCCACCGGCUACGAGGAUUCCCACCACCACUGAGCCGCAGCACCACCCACAGGCCACCUGAUGAACGGUGCCACCUAAAACUUCUGCAUGAAACAAGUUUAAAACUGAGAGAAAUAAAAAAACAUUACAGCUUU